CAAAAAUGGGUAACUGAAGUUGGUGUGAGAAGCCUUUUAUCGAAAAGCAGAAAGAACUUGUGAUAUUAAACAGUCCUAAAUUCUUAACUGUCAAGAAUGUGAAAGAUGACUUCAAUGCAGAUUUAAAAGAUUCUGCAAGUCAGAACAGUUCAUAUAUGAUAGAGAAAGAACAAAUUGACAUGGAAAAGCUUACUUCUAUAUAUUACAAUGCUCAAGGGAAAGAACCAGACGGAAAAUCUAAAAUUGGGGAUUCUUAUUUGUACAUUGAUUGAAGAAAUCAAUGGAGUAUUAAUUUCCUUAAUUCUAUAUCUUGGAAUAAUGAUUUUGGCAAAAGAGUUGCCUAUAUUUUACCUCCAGAAAUUAAGGGUGUUGGAAUAGGCUAUCUUGAUCAAAAAUGAGAAGCUGUAAAGAAGUUCUUAACUCAUUGAAUUCAGAACGAAUUAGAAUGGCUCUGGGUAAACUACAUUGCUCUUGACAAAUGGGAAAAACAGUAUAGACUUGGAAUUAAUGAGUUUAUACCUUCUCUAGUUCCUGCAAUUUCAAAAGUCACUAAAUGGGUUGGAAUCAACUAUUUCAAGCUAGACUCUUACAGCUUUCAAACUAUUGUAAAGGGUGCAUCUAAGGCUGAGAAGCUAGAUUUAGAUAACUGAUCUUUUAAAUUUGAUAAUGAAAUGGACUUUGGAAACCAAGAGUAUAAAAUCCAGAUAAUUUCAAUGGAAGACACAUUUAUUAGAGAUCUUCCUUCAAAAAUGUCUAAAAGAGAUGUGAUAAGACCAGUCCAGAAUUUUGUUGAAGGUAAAUAAACCUAUGUUUCCAAGUAUCAUUCUGACUAACUAUGCCUUCAAUGGCCAUGCAAUUUUUGGCUGUUGAUACCCUAGAAAUAUUCACAAUUUUCUAGCAAUUUCAAAAAGCACUCUAAAAGAUUCUCUUGAAGAGAUAAGCAGAAGUGAUUGAAAUAUUAGCUCCAAAGAUUUUCUUGACCAAAUUUCAAGAUUCAUUGACAAUGAAACUCAAAUUCUAAUAACAUAGAAUUCAAAGAGGCAUUGAAGAAGGACAUGCUCAUUUGUUU
Moneuplotes crassus is the source of this 1069-nucleotide messenger RNA. NCBI's taxonomy places the organism in Eukaryota, Ciliophora, Spirotrichea, Euplotida, Euplotidae. The record is from the annotation of a GenBank genome assembly.